AAACGUCAGAGUUUAGGUUCUGCCAGCGGUGGGCGGAAGCUGCGGAACUUCAUACCGCACUUAGCCUGCGUUUUCCAAGUACUGGAGUUUUGUACAUAGGUACCUGGUAUGAUGGCGACCAGACGGGCUCUGAAGGCAGUGCUGAUUGACCUGAGUGGAACCCUCCAUGUAGAAGACACAGCCGUGCCUGGAGCACAGGAUGCCCUCCACAGGUUGCGUCAGUCCUCUGUAGCGGUGAAGUUUGUGACCAACACCACUAAGGAGUGUAAGAGGAACCUUGUGGAGCGUCUCCACAGUCUGAACUUUGACAUCCAGGAGCAGGAGAUCUUCACGUCCCUGACAGCAGCCAGGAGCCUCGUGGAGCAGAGACAACUACGCCCCCUACUGCUGGUGGCGGACAGUGCACUGGAGGACUUCUCAGGUAUGGAGACAUCCGAACCCAACGCUGUGGUGAUAGGCUUAGCUCCAGACCACUUCAACUACCAGACGCUCAACAAAGCAUUCAGGCUGGUUCUAGACGGGGCCCCCCUCAUAGCCAUCCAUAAGGCCAGGUAUUAUAAGAGGAAGGAUGGUCUGGCGCUGGGCCCCGGAGCCUUUGUGACAGGGUUAGAGUACGCUACAGACUGUCAAGCCACCGUUGUGGGGAAGCCUGAGGGGACAUUCUUCCUGGAGGCUCUGAGGGACAUUGGCUGUUGUCCUGAAGAGGCCAUCAUGAUUGGAGACGACGCCAGAGACGACGUGGGCGGGGCUCAAAACAUUGGCAUGCUGGGAAUUGUAGUCAGAACCGGUAAAUACAGAGUUGGAGAUGAGGGUAAAAUUAAUCCUCCACCAUACCUGACCUGUGACAGCUUCACUCAAGCUGUGGACCACAUCCUCCAACACAUCCUUUAACUAUGAUUCUCUCACUAUUAGAUCAUUUAGACAUGGGUAUAUCUCAUCAUGUUGCAGUCCCACACCAGACUAGCACCUCCUCUAGUCCCACAUCAGACUAACACCUCCUCUAGUCCCACACCAGACUGUAACACCUCCUCCAGUCCCACACCAGACGAGCACCUCCUCUAGUCCCACACCAGACGAGCACCUCCUCUAGUCCCACACCAGACUAACACCUCCUCUAGUCCCACACCAGACUGUAACACCUCCUCUAGUCCCACACCAGACUAACACCUCCUCUAGUCCCACACCAGAAUAACACCACCUCUAGUCCCACACCAGACUACACCUCUAGUCCCACACCAGACUGUAACACCUCCUCUAGUCCCACACCAGAUUAACACCUCCUCUAGUCCCACACCAGACUGUAACACCUCCUCUAGUCCCACACCAGAUUAACACCUCCUCUAGUCCCACACCAGACUGUAACACCUCUAGUCCCACACCAGACUGUAACACCUCCUCUAGUCCCACACCAGACUAACACCUCCUCUAGUCCCACACCAGACUAACACCUCCUCUAAUCCCACACCAGACUGUAACACCUCCUCUAGUCCCACACCAGACUGUAACACCUCGUCUAGUCCCACACCAGACUAACACCUCCUCUAGUCCCACACCAGACUGUAACACCUCUAGUCCCACACCAGACUAACACCUCCUCUCAUCCCACACCAGACUAACACCUCUUCUACUCUCACACCAGACUGUAACACCUCCUCUAGUCCCACACCAGACUAGCACCUCCUCUAGUCCCACACCAGACUAACACCUCCUCUAGUCCCACACCAGACUAACACCUCCUCUAGUCCCACACCAGACUAGCACCUCCUCUAAUCCCACACCAGACUGUAACACCUCUAGUCCCACACCAGACUGUAACACCCCCUCUAGUCCCACACCAGACUGUAACACCUCCUCUAGUCCCACACCAGACUAACACCUCCUCUAGUCCCACACCAGACUGUAGCACCUCCUCUAGUCCCACACCAGACUGUAACACCUCCUCUAGUCCCACACCAGACUGUAACACCUCCUCUAGUCCCACACCAGACUAACACCUCCUCUAGUCCCACACCAGACUAACACCUCCUCUCGUCCCACACCAGACUGUAACACCUCCUCUAGUCCCACACCAGACUGUAACACCUCCUCUAGUCCCACACCAGACUGUAACACCUCCUCUAGUCCCACACCAGACUGUAACACCUCCUCUAGUCCCACACCAGACUGUAACACCUCUAGUC
Molecule: messenger RNA, 2180 nt
Organism: Oncorhynchus masou masou (cherry salmon)
Lineage: Eukaryota; Metazoa; Chordata; Actinopteri; Salmoniformes; Salmonidae
Gene: hdhd2
Product: haloacid dehalogenase-like hydrolase domain containing 2
Exons: 7
Coding region: 109-891 (260 amino acids)
Biological process (GO): dephosphorylation
Molecular function (GO): phosphatase activity
Source: RefSeq, a predicted model, not a curated record